This is a messenger RNA of Eimeria maxima, 441 nucleotides long. Its product is annotated as ribosomal protein L27, putative. Bases 1 to 441 code for a protein of 146 amino acids. Lineage: Eukaryota; Apicomplexa; Conoidasida; Eucoccidiorida; Eimeriidae. Gene Ontology annotation, cellular component: ribosome; cytosolic large ribosomal subunit. The record is from RefSeq and is a predicted model, not a curated record. The transcript has 3 exons. Gene Ontology annotation, molecular function: structural constituent of ribosome. Gene Ontology annotation, biological process: translation.
AUGGUCAAACUGCUCAAGCCUGGACGUGUGGUGGUGGUCCUCAACGGCCGCAUGGCCGGUAAGAAGGGUAUAGUGGUGAACACUUCGGAGGGCACCAAGGAGCGUCAUUUCUGCUAUUGCCUAGUGGCGGGAAUUGAGAAGGCCCCCCUUAAGGUUUCCAAACGCAUGAGUGCUAUCAAGGUUCAGAAGCGCAUGCGUCCCAAGGCCUUCAUCCGCUACGUCAACGUCCGCCACCUGAUGCCCACUAGGUACACCGUUAGCAAUGACUUCGACGUGAAGUCCCUUGUUCCAGAUUCUGCCUUGGAAGACAGUGCCUCACGGAAGGCCGCUAAGAAGGCCCUGGCCAGCAUUUUCUACGAGAAGUUCAUGAACCCAAUCAACGAGAAGGCUGGGAAGGUGUCGAAAGACGUUCUCUUCCUCCGGAAGAAACUCAGGUUCUAA